This is a messenger RNA of Meloidogyne enterolobii, 408 nucleotides long. Lineage: Eukaryota; Metazoa; Nematoda; Chromadorea; Rhabditida; Meloidogynidae. The record is from the annotation of a GenBank genome assembly.
CAAAAAUGUGGCAAAAGAUCCUUUGGAGUCGCUAUUUUUGAUAUGCAAAAUAUGUCAAUACUUCAAUAUGUUAAUCCAAUGGCACCGAUUAAUCGAAUAUUUGAAGCUCGAGUCAAUGUAUUAAUGUCCUAUUAUUCUGAGGUUGUUAAAAAUAUUGUUAUCGUUAACCCUCCAAGGGUUUUGAAUGUUUUAAUGAAGAUAAUUUCGUUAAUUUUGCCAGCCAAAGUAAUUAACAGAAUCCAUAUAGCUGUCCAACAUUCUGAUAUACCCAAAUGGAUAUCUAAUGAUUCUAUUCCUGUAGGUUAUGGAGGAUUAAAAAUUAUUAAGGAUGCUGAAGUGCCUGAAACUGGGUGUAAUUUACAAAAAGAAUUGGGGAAUGAUGAUUUUAGAGUAAAUUGUUUUGUUUAA